CUAAAUUAAUACAGAUGCCAAUUUAUAACGAAGUUUGGGAAGAGGAAGAUUUCAUGUUCAGAAAUAUGAUUAACCUUUAAACAUUAACCAAAAAUCAUGUUAAAUUGUUGGAUAAUCUAAAAUUUGAGUUUGUCGAAUAUAAAGCAAAUCAAUUACUUGCUUGUCACCUCUAUGAUAGAAUGGCAUCACAUUGCAAAAAUCAAUUUGGUCUAUUUGAAGACUCCUUUGUGCCUGAAUGUUUGGAUGCAAGAAAUUAUUUCUAAUUGUGCGUCAGAAUGAAUGCCUCAUAUGGGUUAGCUAAAAAAUAUUUCCCAGAAUAUUUCUUAACCAACGAAUACUCAAGACCAAAUCCAAAUUUCAAAGAAUUAGGACUUUGAAAACAUUAUUCAUAAACAAUACAUUAAUAACACAAAACAUUUUUAAA
Molecule: messenger RNA, 424 nt
Organism: Paramecium tetraurelia
Lineage: Eukaryota; Ciliophora; Oligohymenophorea; Peniculida; Parameciidae
Exons: 4
Source: RefSeq, a predicted model, not a curated record